Linnemannia hyalina is the source of this 1626-nucleotide messenger RNA. NCBI's taxonomy places the organism in Eukaryota, Fungi, Mortierellomycota, Mortierellomycetes, Mortierellales, Mortierellaceae. The record is from the annotation of a GenBank genome assembly.
AUGGCGCGUGUGGUGGAAGAAGAGCGGACAUGGACAACAAGCUCACUGGCACAGAUUGACGACGACUAUCCAGUGAAACCGCACAAACUGGACCUUCAAGGCCAAAUCAAACAACAUCAACAUACUUCCUUGAAGGCAGAUAACAGGGGCAGUGACAAGAGAAAGUUGGCGCGUAUCGUGGAGGCGUACAGUUCCACGGUCCUCACUUUUGUCUUGACUGGACUCUCCGCCUGGACGCGGUAUCGCGAUAUUCUCUCAACCAACAACGUCAUCUGGGACGAGGCUCACUUUGGCAAGUUCGGAUCGUUUUACAUCAAAAGAGAGCACUACUUCGACGUCCACCCACCACUCGCAAAGAUGCUCAUCGGCCUCUCAGGGAUCUUAGCCGGAUACGACGGCUCCUUUGAUUUUGAACCUGGCGCCAACUACCCCGACAUCAACUACCGCUUCAUGCGACUCUUCAAUGCGACUUUUGGAGUCGUCAUGGUUCCGCUGGCGUUUUGGACAGCGAGAGAGUUGCAUAUGUCCCGGACGGCGUCGACGUUUGCGGCGGCGAUGGUGUUGAUGGAUAAUGCCUAUUUGGUGAUCAGUCGAUAUAUCUUGCUCGACUCUAUGCUGUUGAGUUCGAUUUGUUUUGUUGUGUUGUGUUUGGCCAAGUUCAGGAAUUUGAGGGAUCGCGCGUUCUCGGCGAAGUGGUGGAUGUGGUUGUCGAUGAUGGGAGUCGGUAUCGGCGUCGUGUCGAGUAUGAAGUGGGUCGGCUUUUUCGUCACUGCCCUCUACACGGUUGAGGAUCUCUGGGACCUCCUCGGCGACUUGCACAUGACCAUGGCAACCUACGUGAUGCACUGGGUAGCCCGCUCAAUCCUUCUAAUCGCCCUCCCAACAACAAUCUACAUCUCCUGCUUCAUCGCCCACUUCCACAUCCUCUCCAAUACCGGCCCAGGUGACGCCUACAUGCCCUCCCUCUUCCAAGCAAACCUCAACGGCUCCGACUUCUCCAAAAACCCACUCGAAGUCGCUUACGGCUCCUUGGUCACUAUCAAAUCCUCGGCCCAUGGUGGCGGGUUGUUGCAUUCUCACGUCCAGACGUACCCGCAGGGGUCGAAACAGCAGCAAGUGACGACUUACCAUCACAAGGAUCGAAAUAAUGAGUGGAUUCUGACACGGUCGCGGGAUAAGGCAGUUCAUCAUCUGAAUAACCCGCCCAACAAUAAUAACGAGCACUUGCAGAUCUUGAAGAGCGGCGAUAUUCUCCGACUGGUACAUAAGACCACGGGGAGGAACUUGCACACGCACCGGAUCCGCGCCCCCGUGACGACAACACAACUCGAGGUCAGUGGGUAUGGGUAUUGGAACCAAGGGGAUGGGUAUGAUGAGUGGGUGGUCGAGGUUGUUGGGGAGGAUUCGAGGUUGCCCCAGGAUGGGACGUUGAGGUCUUUGACGACCAAGUUCUUGUUGAGGCAUCGGAUUUUGAGGUGUUUGUUGACGACGGGGAUGAUGCCGUUGCCAGAGUUGGGGUUUAGGCAAGUUGAGGUGUACUGUGAUCAGUCGAGUAAACCGGGGAACCUCAAUUCUAUUUGGAAUAUCGAGCGCCACCGGAACCACCGCCGUAAGUUUUUAUCUUGA